This is a messenger RNA of Hydatigera taeniaeformis, 741 nucleotides long. The record is from the annotation of a GenBank genome assembly. NCBI's taxonomy places the organism in Eukaryota, Metazoa, Platyhelminthes, Cestoda, Cyclophyllidea, Taeniidae.
AUGUCGUCGAGUGCUGAAGUUAUUCGCCGUAAUCGACCGGGUACAAAGAUUGAGGAGUGGUGUCAAUGGCCUGAUGAGGUCUUUGACGAAGUUGACACAGUUCUUGCUGUGCAGCAGAUCAUCCAGCAAAUGAUUCGAAAGGACUUCCGGAAUGUUGAUGCUAUUUUAACCGAGCCACAGGGUCAAGACCUUGGUGUGUGGAAGUACGAACAUCUGCGCCAGUUUUGCAUGGAACUUAACGGUUUGGCUGUCCUACUUCAGGACCAUUGCACUCCUGAAACCUGUGCUCAGAUGACAGCGACGGAGCAGUGGAUCUUCUUGUGUGCUGCUCACAAGACUCCAAAAGAGUGUCCAGCUAUCAAUUACACACGUCAUACAUUGGAUGGAGCGGCUUGCUUGCUAAACAGUAGUAAAUACUUCCCCAGCCGAGUCACUAUAAGAGAUUCAUCUCUGGCCAAAUUGAGUUCCGUUUGUCGUCGUGUGUAUCGGAUCUUUUCACAUGCCUACUACCAUCAUCGCGGCCUUUUCGAUCAGUUCGAAGAGAAAACUGCUCUGUGUCAGCGCUUUACUGUUUUUGUGCUGAAGUACAAUCUAAUGAAUAAACAGAAUCUCCUCGUUCCUAUGCCUGGAGCUGACAUUGAGGAGGUAAGUUCUGCCGAUGGUGGUAGUGCGGGCCGGAGUGAAGCCUCUGAGACCACCACAACUUCAUCCGACGCAAGCAAUGCUAAUUCGUCUGUCUAG